AUGUUCUUAAUAGUUGCUCCUCUUUCUGUCCUCUACAACUGGAAAGAUGAAUUGGAUACAUGGGGAUAUUUCAGAGUCACUAUAUUACAUGGUCACAAAAAAGACAGUGAACUUAUUCGUGUAAAGCAGAGGAAAUGUGAAAUUGCUCUGACAACUUAUGAAACACUACGCUUAUGUUUGGAUGAACUUAACAGUUUGGAAUGGUCAGCUGUCAUUGUGGAUGAAGCUCACAGAAUCAAGAAUCCAAAUGCUAGAGUAACAGAAGUUAUGAAAGCUUUAAAAUGUAAUGUCCGCAUUGGCCUCACUGGAACUAUUCUUCAGAACAACAUGAAAGAACUAUGGUGUGUUAUGGACUGGGCUGUGCCAGGACUUUUAGGUAGCAGGAUCCACUUCAAGAAGCAGUUUUCUGACCCAGUAGAACAUGGUCAGAGACACACAGCAACGAAAAGAGAAUUGGCUACUGGUCGAAAGGCCAUGCAGAGGCUUGCAAAAAAGAUGUCUAGCUGGUUUCUCAGGCGGACCAAGACUCUUAUCAAGGAUCAGCUGCCUAAAAAGGAAGACCGGAUGGUGUAUUGCUCUCUGACAGAUUUCCAGAAAGCUGUCUAUCAAACAGUGUUAGAAACAGAAGAUGUGACUUUGAUACUUCAGUCUUCUGAGCCUUGUACCUGUAGCAGUGGCCGGAAGAGGAGAAAUUGUUGUUAUAAGACCAAUUCACAUGGUGAAACAGUAAAAACCUUGUAUCUCAGUUACCUUACAGUCCUUCAGAAGGUAGCUAACCAUGUCGCACUACUGCAGGCUGCUAGCACCUCCAAACAACAGGAAACACUUAUUAAAAGAAUAUGUGAUCAGGUAUUUUCCAGAUUCCCUGAUUUUAUGCAGAAAAGCAAAGAUGCAGCCUUUGAAACACUUUCUGACCCUACAUACAGUGGAAAAAUGAAGGUCCUUCAACAGCUUUUAAAUCAUUGCAGGAAAAACAGAGAUAAAGUUCUUCUCUUCUCCUUUUCCACCAAGUUGCUCGAUGUGCUGCAGCAAUACUGCAUGGCGUCUGGGCUUGAUUACCGACGACUUGAUGGAAGUACAAAACCAGAGGAAAGAGUCAAGAUCGUGAAGGAGUUCAACAGCACACAAGAUGUUAACAUUUGUCUUGUCUCUACAAUGGCUGGUGGACUAGGACUCAAUUUUGUUGGUGCCAAUGUUGUUAUAUUAUUUGAUCCUACUUGGAAUCCAGCCAAUGAUCUUCAAGCCAUUGACAGCUUCCCCUGCUCUGACCUGCCCCUGAAACAGCUGCUGGAGGAGGAUGAUGAGGUGCUUUCAGGACCUGGGAAGGGGCUGGCGGAAGUGCCCACAAAUCUCCAGCUCCUGGAUGGCAAGGAGGUUCACAUCAAGGAGCUGGCUAACCCGAGUCACACUCGGCCCCAGCGCCUCUUUCCAGGCACUCAGCAGCUCACCCUGUGCCUGCCCUGA
Molecule: messenger RNA, 1464 nt
Organism: Galeopterus variegatus (Sunda flying lemur)
Lineage: Eukaryota; Metazoa; Chordata; Mammalia; Dermoptera; Cynocephalidae
Gene: ERCC6L2
Product: excision repair cross-complementation group 6-like 2
Exons: 11
Coding region: 1-1464 (487 amino acids)
Molecular function (GO): ATP-dependent chromatin remodeler activity; ATP binding
Source: RefSeq, a predicted model, not a curated record